UAUAGGAAAGUAUGAAGAAGAUGCAGAAAUAGUUGAAAAAAAAGUAAAGAGAUUAGAAGAGGAAAUUGAAUGUCCUGUUCCUCAAAACAUAAAAGCUCUGCACAACUUAGACCUGAAGAAAUGGGAAGAGGAAGACACUUUUUAUCAGGAAACUCACAGCUUUUCUUCAAUGAUGCAAAAAGUGAAAGACCAACCAUAUGUAAUUUUCGUUGGAGUCCCAGGAUCAGGGAAAUCGGCCACAGCUCGUCACAUUGCACUUAAGCUCAAAAGUGAAAAUUACCAGGUUUUGCCCAUUAAGGACAUUAGAAAGUUAGAAGAUUUUUGCGAUACCAAUAAUCCACAGGUUUUUGUUAUGGAAGACGCCUUGGGUGUAUAUGGCCUUCAACAGUCUGAAUUGAAUAUCAUACUCCGAUAUAAAGAGCGAAUAAUCACACCAAUGAAUGAAAAUUCAAAAUUACUGCUGACAUGCAGAGAGAUUGUAUUUAAUGAGGUUUUAUGUCACAAUGUCUUUUUAGCUGAGGACAACAAUGUCAUUAAGUUGUGCAAUUCUGAGCAUGAUUUAAAUGACAAUGACAAGAAACUAAUCUUAAAGAAAUAUGGGUUAGAUGAAGAUUUAAUGACCCGUUCAGAGCUUAGGUCUGCAUCUCGAAUGUUCCCUCUUCUUUGUAAACUGUUUGCAAAAGACCUAAAACUCAGAUCUCUGGGUUCAAAGUUUUUCAUUAUGCCUGUACAGUGUUUCCUUGAGGAAUUGGAUAAAAUGAGAUCAGAGAACAAAAUUAAUUACGCAACACUUAUUCUAUGCAUGAUGAAUGGAGAUAUGCUCUCAAAAGAAAUUCUGCGAGAUAAAAACAAUGCUGAAUUUAUUGAAAUGAAAACUGUUGUGCUAGAAAGUUGUAGGGUAGAAAGUCACACAGAUACAUUCAAGUUUAUGGAUGCUUUGUCUGCAAUGAAAGGUACUUACACAAGAGAGAAUGACACAGUGUUCUCAUUUAUUCAUGAUUAUAUUUAUGAAAUCUGUGCAUUUCAUUAUGGUCAACAGUUUUUGGACCAAGUUUUACUCUAUUUGGAUAGUUGUUACAUAGCAAACUAUGUAAGACCAAAGGAUGUGGAAGCAAGUACCAGUAGCACAGGUGAGAAGUCCUUUGAUUUGUGUCUAAGGUUAAAUGAAGGACAAUAUCUUAUGUUUGCAGAGAGGCUUUACAGAGACAUACAGGACCUGGAUCUGCAUGAUGUCUUCAUGAACAAUUCUUUGAAACAUCCUCAAGUAAUACAGGCAUUCAUCAAUGUGUUGGAAAGAAAAUCCUACACAGAAUUAAAAUCUAUAUUCCUACAAAAGCAAGGCAGGGGCCUACCUCACUUAUUAAGUAAAGUGCGGGACUUAAUCAAGGAAACUCAGAUGCAGACAAAUGAGGAGAUUGAAAGAGAGAGACAGUGUGUGUUGUUGGAUGAGAAGUGGCAUGCUAAAACAUACACGCACAACAUCAGAGUGAUCAGUUGGGUGAUUAUGUAUGGACAUAAUCAGAUCCUGCAGUAUAUUUUAAAAGAAGUGAAGAAACAUGAUGAGGAUAUAAAAAGAGAAGUAUUUAUGGACACUCAAAUUUCUGAACAUCCUCAAAGUAAAAGGGAAGUAUUUCAUGACAAGAUAAUUAAUGAUAUAACAGGAAGUUUGAAUGCCACAAAGUUAUUGUUGUUAAAUUGCAGAUACAUAGAGCAGACCAGAUUACUUGUGUUGGCUUGUUACAGUGGUGAUGUGGAGACUGUAAAAGCAAUUCUUCCUCACAUGAAUAGAAAUUCACUUAAUAGUAUUUGUCUGAGUAAUGCUCAUACACCACUGGUAAUUGCUUGUCAAGGUGGAUUUAAAGAUAUUGUUAAAGAACUGAUAAAUGCAGGAGCUGAUAUCAGUCAGCAAGAUUUACACGGAAAUGCUCCACUAGUAACUGCAUGUCAAGGUGGAAAUUUGAGUGUGAUGAAAAAGCUAGUGAGUGUAGGGGUAGAUGUCAAUCAACCUGAUGGAAGAGGAAGAAGGCCAAUUGUAGCUGCUUGUCAGGGUGGACAUUUGAGUCUAGUACAGGAGCUGGUGAAGGCAAAGGCUGAUGUCAAUUUAAGAAAUGGACAACAGGAGGUGACGACUGGUGAAAAAGGACAACGUAAGUGGAUAUUAACAACCAAACUAGAUAAAGAAAUGUACACACCAUUGGUAGCAGCUUCCAAAGGUGGGGAUGUGAGAUUGAUUGAAGAACUGGUGAAAGCAGGUGCUGAUGUCAACUUACAGGAUGGAGAAGGGAAUACACCAUCGGUGUCAGCUUGCAAAGAGGGUCAUUUGAGUGUUGUGGAAAAACUUGUUAAGGCAGGUGCUGAUGUCCACCUAUGUGAUGGGAAGGGGAAUACAGCAUUGGUAUUGGCAUGUGAGGCUGAGAAUGUGGGACUUGUUGCUGGACAUGAUAUCUAACGUCACUCACCAAGAUGUAUGGAGGAAAUUGC
This is a messenger RNA of Saccostrea cuccullata (small rock oyster), 2481 nucleotides long. RefSeq lists its product as uncharacterized. NCBI's taxonomy places the organism in Eukaryota, Metazoa, Mollusca, Bivalvia, Ostreida, Ostreidae. Gene Ontology annotation, molecular function: protein binding. Bases 170 to 2449 code for a protein of 759 amino acids. The transcript is spliced from 3 exons. The record is from RefSeq and is a predicted model, not a curated record.